Messenger RNA from Marchantia polymorpha subsp. ruderalis, 2469 nucleotides. The record is from the annotation of a GenBank genome assembly. Lineage: Eukaryota; Viridiplantae; Streptophyta; Marchantiopsida; Marchantiales; Marchantiaceae.
ACGUAGACCAGUUCUUCCCUCUGAUCCUGGCAUGUCCGAAAGAGAGUGACGAAAGUCAAAAUAGGAAGUCUAGUCAUACUGUUGCUACUUGUCAAAUGCAUCGAUAAAACUGCAGGCAGUACUACGUUAGAAAAUGGGGCCGUCACGAUGGGGAGUUAUGACACAGUUUCGGUUUGCAGCCUGAGAUUUGUCGGAUUGUGUCCACCUGCGGUACCACUGUCGUACUUGCCUAUUCCUGAUGGUGUCAGUUUGAGAUCUUUGUGCUCUGCGUCCGAAUCGCGCGGAGAGUAGACGUGAAUCAGCUGACAGUUUUCUCGACGUAGAGAAUGAGAGAGAAAGAAGAAGAGUUGGAGAGAGUACAGCGUCGGUCAACUCAAUUUGGAGAGUUCUGACUCUGCACAAAUUCAAUAUUGGACCAAGUAUCUAUGGGUUGCAGUUCCAAGUGUCCGCGGAGAUGAUGGUCCUGUCCGGAGACGAUGGUUGAUUUGGCCACUGCAAGACGACGUUGUACGAGGGCUAGACGAUCGAGUUGCAAUCCGGAAUGCAAAGGUGCGAAAAGGCGAGCUGAGAUUUGUCAUCAGUUAAAUGGCUGCGAACUCCUGGAUUCCCAAUGGGGCAGUGGGAUGGCCGCCGGGAGGAAUGGCAGCUGGAUUGCAAACUCGUCUGCUGGGGUUUGUGAAGAGGGUCCUGAUGCGGCAAUUGUUGUCUCCCGGCGCUGUGGUGUGUGACCUAUUCUGUGGACGUGGAUUGGACACCGAAAGGUGGGCAGAAGCCGAAAUCGGGCGGUACAUUGGAGUGGACUUGUCAGCGUCUGCACUGGAAGAGGCACGAGAGCAGUGGGAGCGCCAUGACAAACCCUUUGCAGCGGACUUCGUCGAGCUGGAUCCAUGCAUCGUGGAAUUGGAGGACCACCUGGAAGCUUACGGCUUGCCUGUGGAUGUGGUAUGCUGUCUGGCACACUUGCAAGAUAGCUUCACGAGUGAAGACAUGGUCCGACAUCUUCUGAAAAAUGUGGCAACCGUGCUCAAACCGGGAGGUUUCUUCUUCGGGACAGCUCCCGAUUCUUCGACCAUAUGGUACAAGUACCAGAAAGCUGUGGAGGGAGCCAUGAAAAAUGGUUCUCUGAGAGUGAAUGGGACCUUGCCUUGUGUGAGGACAGAGCUGUACAAGAUUAGUUUCGACGAUGAUAGAUUCCUCGCCUUUGGCUCGAAGUACCACUUGCGCUUCACUGAUGAUGGACUGCCUGCCCAAGCUCAGCUUUUAGUCCAUUUUCCCACUCUCAUCCGGCUCGCCAGAGAGGUGGGUCUGGAGUGCGUGGACAUUCAAAACCUUCAAGAGUUUUAUGAUGAUUCCGUGGUUCCGUUUGCUGACGUUUUGAAAAAUAGCUGUGCGUCUCUGGUGGACUCCAAAGGAGUUGCUGUGUUGGAUGCCAGAGGCCGUCUGAGUACGCAGGCAGUAGAUGUGCUCGCCUUGUACACGACGUUCAUAUUCAAAAAGGGAGACACAGAGUCUCAAGGUUUCGAGCCUUCUCCACGGUCAGAAAAUGUGGUCCUCUCACCAACAGCCCAGUAUCUGGCCCAGUUUCCUCCUUCCUCCAUGUCACAUCACCACAGACGGCAAGAAGCUCACAGUAAGGAAGAGCACAUUCCUCUGCACUCCGAAUUGCCACUGCCCAGUACAAGUAGCUCGAGACAGGACGAAAAGCCACGAGAGGGAGUCCACCAUGGAGAUGACUGUACAGAGAGUGCAGGAGCCAAUGGUGAGAUGUGGGCGGCCGACUCCGUGCCUGCUGUUUCGGAGGUCACGCAUGACAUUGUUACGGAACAAGAGCGACAAGAGACUAUCGAUUACUCACACCGAUUCAGUGAAGAUAGGCUGCGCGGAUUGAAGAAGGGCAUGAAGGAGAAAUACUACACACGAGCUGCCAGAGCGGAGGUUCACCAUGCCACCGAAAUUGAGGAUGGCCAUUCCGUGGCCAAAGGCACAAGCGAAUUCAAAACCUGGCCAAGCAAGAUGGGAUCGACAUCUGGUGGUGCACGACCCCCACCUUCGGAGCCAAAUGAUACAUAGUGGCCACUCCGGGAUGCCUAACCCUGUGUAGACUUUACAAUUGCAAGGCAGGAACGACCUCGUUACUUCAUUCUCCCUUGGAAAUGGUAAGGAUGAAAGAUGGGAAACAGAUCUAGGUUUUGAUGCGUCUGGCACGGAAGAACAGAGUACCUGCCUCGUUCGGUGCAGUUGUUCUUGCUACAUGAUCGGUUCUUCAUAGGUGUAGCUACACUCCUGUCCAGACUUCGGACGCUGUUGUUUCGUGUGUGAUCUGUUCUCCCUGGUGCACCUUUGCCCCUCAUGUAUCUCGGUUCUUCUUACCAUGCAUCGAUGUUGCCUUCCGUACAGAAACCUUGGAAGCUUUUUGACAGCGAUUCAGAUCUCAAAAGUCAAUGGAACAAGUUUCAAUGUCUCACUAUC